Molecule: messenger RNA, 474 nt
Organism: Wallemia mellicola CBS 633.66
Lineage: Eukaryota; Fungi; Basidiomycota; Wallemiomycetes; Wallemiales; Wallemiaceae
Exons: 1
Coding region: 1-474 (157 amino acids)
Source: RefSeq, a predicted model, not a curated record
AUGCCAGUAAUUGAAUUAUAUGAUAGAGAGAUUGUACAAAAUUACAUUGAAAAAGGAGAAAUCCGGUCAAGUGAUUUAGAUGUAUCGAAUAGUGCGAUCCAUAAUUUGCCUCGGUAUAUUGGGCUUGGUUCAGCCAUCGGUGGUGGAUCUCUGUUUUAUCUAGCAAGGCGCUACCAACGGAGGUGGACGCUACCAACAUUUUUAGGUGUCGUCAGUGGGUUGGUCUCAGGUCCAAUUGCAAGUGCUAUAUUACUGGAAAACCAUUGGAAAACGGAAGGCAGGGAUCCACAAACUGUAAUUCAGACCUUAUCUAAAAUUUCGGAUGAGAGUACUAGCAAGCUUUUCGAGAGAGUUGCAGCAACAGGCGCUAAGCAUUCUGUAUCAGAAUCACAACAUAAUAACGGGCGGGAUCAAUCAGAAGAUACAACAAUUAUGGAUAAUGCAAAAUCUAAUACAAUCAAUGAGAAAAUAUGA